This is a messenger RNA of Sugiyamaella lignohabitans, 2886 nucleotides long. RefSeq names its product Asg1p (gene ASG1). The transcript has a single exon. The record is from RefSeq and is a predicted model, not a curated record. Gene Ontology annotation, biological process: DNA-templated transcription; regulation of DNA-templated transcription. Lineage: Eukaryota; Fungi; Ascomycota; Dipodascomycetes; Dipodascales; Trichomonascaceae. Gene Ontology annotation, molecular function: zinc ion binding; DNA-binding transcription factor activity, RNA polymerase II-specific; DNA binding. Bases 1 to 2886 code for a protein of 961 amino acids.
AUGUCAUCCGUUUCGAGCGAGUCGGUGCCUGGAGUCCGUCGGGGCUCCAAUAAUAGUAAUAGUAAUAGCAGUGGUAGUGACAGUCGGCGGUCUAGUACCGGUAAUAAUAGCAAUGGCAGUGCUAGUAGUGUUGGUUCUAAUUCCACGAAGUCUGGUGAUGCCGGGAAAACUACCACUGCUGAACCACAGAAACGAAAACGAAAUCGAGCUCAUAAAUCUUGUUUGCCUUGUGCAAAGGCUAAGCGGAAAUGCUGUAAACAAACUCCUUGUACGAAUUGUAGGAUCCGUGGUCUUGAAUGCACUUAUGAUGUGCCUACUGCCAAAUCCCAAAGGAAUAGUGCUUCGAGAGCACCUGCCAGAAUCGCCGAAAGUGUUUCGGGAACUGUAUCCGAUGCAGAUGUUAAAACUGAGGAUCUCGAGAAUAGUCCUGGUCCGAACUCAGUAAGUUCUGUUACGUCCAGUUCGGCCAUGACUCCUGUUCCUACAUCAGCUUCUCAAUCGGUUGGAUUGGUUUCUGGUGGUGGUCCAUCAACUGUCUCCAUUACCGGUGCAGGUCCAGUUCACAUCCCAAAUGCAAAUGACAGAUCCCCUGUUCCACAACUAUCAAGAACCUCUGCCAUUACUAACAUCCGAUAUCCUCUUGUUGUUGGUACAGGCAAUCGUUUUUCGGGGUCUAGUAUUAAUUUUGAAGCCAAUGUGAACUUGCUACCUGGUAGUCAGAUCCCUCGUACUGAUUCUAGUUCUACUGUGAAUGUUGGCUCGGGUUUAACAGGUUCGGGUCUAACAAGCUCGAGUUUAGCAGGCUCAGGUCUAACAAGCUCGAGCUUAGCAGGUUCAGGUCUAACAGGCUCGAGUUUAGCAGGUUCGGGUCUGGUAAGCUCGGGUCCAGCAGGCUCUAAUAUGGUGUCCGGUGCUGGCGCCAGUUCGGGUACUAGUAUCAAUUCAGUGUCGAGCUCAGGGUUGAACUCUCAAUACAAUACAGGUGCUGGCAUGACAUUCACAUCCAGUGCUCCUGGUUCAGGGCCCAACUCGGUACCUAAUACUGGCAACACAACUGCUACUCCAGAUUCUAUAUGCAGUUCCUGUACAGACGACCCUGGUUCGGUCACUUCAGCGUCUUCAAUGACAUCGUCUGGCGGCAAUUGUACCACCGGACCAGAUGGUGUUGGUAACAUGUGUGCCAGUGCUUUCGUGUCAUCCGCUACUAAUGGUAGUUCCCCUAAUGCUAAUGCUACUGCUGCUUCUAUUGCCAAUAAACAUGGUAUUUCUACCCAUGGCAGCAUGCUCGGCUCAAGUUCUAGCGAUAUUCACGGUAAAAUCGACUUUGUACUACGAUUGGGCGAAUCCAAUCAAAGAACUGUGUCAAGAUACUACGGUCCUUCUUCGGGUCCCUCGCUCCUUCUAUGUCGUGGUCCAUAUAGCUUUAUGGACGGUGAUCUAAGUUAUUUCCCUGUUGACUCGAUUCCUGACAUGGAAUUGAUCCUACAGGCUUACUAUGACCGACUUCACUGGUAUAUCGGCUGUUUUGAAUGGCAGGAACUGCGCAACUCACUGAAAACCGAGAAUGUAUCUUGUAUCAACUCUGCUAUUUACAUGGUACUUUCAUUGGGAUGUAGUUUAUUGUGCCGGGAUGAAGAGGCUCGUCGUUACGAGGAAAUGAGUUUUAAUCUUUCUUCGGAUGUUCUUGCUGGAAACAGACUCGAGUAUUCGGACGGGUUGCUGGUAUUGCAUUUAUUGCGGGUUCAUGCGUGUGAUAUUGGUGGCAAGUUUGAAGAAGCGUGGGCCAAGCUGGGUAUGGCCAUCACGGUCGCUAUUGGCAUGGGAUAUCAUCGGAAAUGGCCCUUCCCCUUGAGAGGCGAGCCUAUUGAUACCAAAAAACAACGAAUGCGUUCACGUACUUGGUACUCUUUAUUGUUGACGGAACGAAAACUGGCACUGUUACUGGGUCGUCCGUAUACGAUUCGACCAGAGUUUUAUGACUGUGAUCUUCCUGAUAACAACCAUGAAUUCAACUACGAGACGAGUUUCCGUGAUGCUCUGAACAAGAUGGUUCCUCUGUACACCACACUGAUUGACGAAGUGCACAAAAGCGAGCCAUCCAAUGCAAAACUCACGGAGCUUGAUCAGCAAGUCAGUGAAUGGACUUUCUCCCAGGGAUGUGAGUUAUCGUACUCGUUCAACAUCGAAGAGUACGACAGUCCGUUCAAGAACGUCAUUAUCAUGCAAAGGUUGUACAUUCUAGUGAUCAAGAACUUUUUCCGGUCACGAAUGCACCGGCUCUUCCUGAGCUCUGAGAACCGAACCCAUCGUAUGUACAGCACUGAGCAGUACUUUCUGUCCAAUUUUGAGUUCUGUACCCAUGUUACGGAGCUCAUGAAGUACGAACGGUCGUUUGGUCUUACUGAGCUCGUCACCUUUUUGGUCGACAACGCACUCUUCUACUCGAUCAAGCUAGCCACUACCGACCAGUUCAUACUCUGUGGAGACUGUGCCAAGACAACAGCCGCCAAACUCCAUUACCUGCUAGAAUUGACGGUUUCGGAACAGUGUCGACCCAACCGGUCUACCUCAUCCAUCCGAAUUGCGAAAUCCGGACUCAAAAUCAUCGAGACCCUGGAAUCGCUCUACAACCAACCCGCAGGUACCAAACCCAGUCCCGACGAGGGCGUCGAAAUGCUCAAAAAGGCAUCCAAACUGCCACACCCCUACGAAGACCAGUCUUCAACCCCUGGCAGUUCCGGUUUCUCAAACUACAGCCAGCAACAGCAACAACCCGAACAGCGUCCCAACGACAUCUUCAGUCGGCCACCACUGUCCUUCGACCUCAGCGACUGGGACAACUGGCUGCAAGAGUUCCCUCUCGACCAGUACUGGUCCCAGAUCUAA